Molecule: messenger RNA, 600 nt
Organism: Rotaria sordida
Lineage: Eukaryota; Metazoa; Rotifera; Eurotatoria; Philodinida; Philodinidae
Source: the annotation of a GenBank genome assembly
AUGAAAUAUGUUAAAUAUAAUACAACAUUAAAUAUUGUUCAUGAAUCAUUUCAUUAUAUUCUUUUACUCGAUGGAUCAGGAUCAAUGAGUGGACAAAGAUGGAAAGAUUUAAUGAAUGCUGUACAAGAAUUUUUAAAACGUCGUUCAGAAUUAAAUACAUAUGAUCGUAUUUCAAUUAUUGUCUUUUCUAGCACUGCUAAUAUUAUCUAUUCAAAUGAAGAUAUUCAAAAUAUUAAUGUUAAUAAUAUUUCUUAUCCAGGUGGUGAUACAUCGUUUCAUGAUGCAUUUGAAUGUGUUGAUAGAUGUAUAAAAUAUUCAAAAAGACAAGCAGUUGUCAAUUCUGUUCAUAAUAAAUUUGCCAUUGUUUUUAUGAGUGAUGGUGAAGGUAUAUAUCCAGAUUAUCAAUUGAAACAUUUAUUAAAAGAACAUGACUCAGUAAUCAAACGAUUUUGGACUCUAGCAUUGGGUAUCAAUCAAUCUUCUUCAUCAAUGAAUGUUUUAGAAAAAAUUAAUGCAAAAAUGAAUGGUUCAUUUAUUGAUAUUGCAACAUCGGUAGAUUUGAUUAAAGCUUAUGCGGAAGUCGCAAAUUUCAGUCAAUAG